CAUUUCUAUGAUCUUCUGAUUGAAAGUUCACGUCAUUAGUACAAGAUAAAAUUCCUAAAUUUCAGUUUAUCAACAAGGUUUCUCGAAGGUCAAAUAAUUUCAUAAAUUCUUCAAAAUUAUAAAAAGUAGUCUACACUAUUCAUCAAUUCAAAUACGAUAAUUCAAAAAUAUGGCACUAAAAGCCUCGCACCCUUGCUUCUGCGCAUACAAUAGGACUAUGGAUCUGAGAACCCCACGAAACGUUAAAUUAACUGCUUUUUUUAGAAGAAGUUUUGCGUUCAGGACUAUCCGUGAUAGAUUGCCUGUGAUUUUAACCAAAACAAUUGAUCGCUUAUCUCAGAAAAAAGAUGAUAUAGCUAGAGAAUAUGGGACUGAAGCAAGAGAUGAAAUCAAAACAGUAGUGGGAAAACUGUCAAGAUUGAAAUAUGAAAUUCAAACCAACAAACCUUUGAAAAAUAUAAGAUCACCAGCUACCGAUGCUACUAUUUACAAUGAUUAUAUUCGAGAAAGGGAUGGUAUGGAAGGAGUACCAACUCCCUUUCACACUAUUUGGUUAUUGGUGGAAUGUUACAUGUAUAGAAAAAUCUGGGAAGCUUUCGAGAAAACGAAAUACUUGAGGGAGUUUGAUCCAUUUCGAUUCAGUAAAGAGGAGCUUUUCCAAUCUGCACUUCCUCAAAUUAAAGAAACUAUAGCACAUCUACAAAAGCUUUCUGGUAAUCCUCUUGCUAACAAGGAAGAUUUUUGUUCUUUACUAGAGGUCAAUUUAUGGAGUAAUAAAGGUGACUUAUCUCUCAGUCCUGAUGGAGUACAACCAAUCCUUGCAGCUCAAUUGGGCCAAUUAUCAAAAAAUAUAUUAAUUAAUGACUCGGAAAAAGUAUGGAAUGCUCUGCAAAGUUCAGAUGGAGAUACCAUAGAUAUUGUUUGUGACAAUGCAGGAGCAGAAUUAUUAUCUGACCUUUGUGUAGCGCAUUAUCUAACUGAAAAAAAAAUGGUUGAGAAAAUUAAUUUCCAUGUGAAGUCCUUACCAUGGUUUGUAUCUGAUGUAAUGCCUAACGACUUAAAAUGGAUGUUGGAAGAAAUGAGCAGAAAUGAGGAUGAAUUACUGAAAUUCUUUGGCUCCAUGUGGAUUGAAAAUUUUAAAAAUGGAAGAUGGUCAAUAAAAACCAGUGAUUUUUGGACCUUACCAGUAGAAUUUGAAAUGAUGCACAAAUAUGAUAGGGAACUUUAUAAAAACCUAUCAUUAUCAAAACUUAUCAUUUUCAAGGGAGAUUUGAACUAUAGAAAAUUGCUCAGGGAAAUUUUCUGGAGUCCUACGACACCUAUUGGCAUUGCUCAAGGGCAGUUUGCUCCAUCAAAGAUGUGUGCAAUCAGAACAUGUAAAGCUGAAAUUAUUUGUGGUUUGUCUGAGGGUUUAGCUGAAAAGUUAGAUGUUGAAGAUCCAUCAUGGAUGGAAAGCGGAAAUUAUGGAGUCAUUCAGUUCUCUGACAAAAUUGUUCCACUUAUGGAUAAAGAAGAACUUGAUAAUCUGAAAGAUAUGUUCCACUAUUGGAAUCCUAAACACCAAGAUUCAAUGAACAUGAUUUGAAUUUUUAUGUAGAUAUCUUUCCCAACUGUGAAUAUUUGAAUUGUCUGAUAAAAUUUCUACAUUUUCAAUAUCUGUUAUGAAUAAAAUCUUUUAAUCUCCAAAAAUAUUUUGUAUAAAUAUGUGUUUUUAUACAUACAUAGGUAGUGCAAUCUUGAUGUGUCCAUUUUUUUAUAAAUACUAUAGUUGGUUGUUUUGAAAUUAAAAUAUUCUUUGUUUUGAAA
Harmonia axyridis is the source of this 1806-nucleotide messenger RNA. RefSeq names its product damage-control phosphatase ARMT1-like. The record is from RefSeq and is a predicted model, not a curated record. The transcript is spliced from 6 exons. The coding region runs from base 170 to 1585 and encodes 471 amino acids. Gene Ontology annotation, cellular component: cytoplasm; nucleus. NCBI's taxonomy places the organism in Eukaryota, Metazoa, Arthropoda, Insecta, Coleoptera, Coccinellidae. Gene Ontology annotation, biological process: DNA damage response. Gene Ontology annotation, molecular function: phosphatase activity.